AGGAGGAGAAGAAGAAAGCUACAACAUGGCGGCUGCAUCUAUUCCCCAGGAGUGGGAACUGUGAGAAGCGAAGCCCCAGGAGCUGGAGCAGCUUUGACUGUGCCGGGUCCUGGUUUCUGGGUGCCAGCCCCUUGGCCUUCCCCGUUCGCCCUAGCGGAAGUGGGGCCUGCACCCUUCAACUGUGCAAAGCCAUGGGGGUGCAGGGCUUCCAAGAGUUCGUGGAAAAGCGCUGCCCGGGGGCAGUGGUGCCUGUGGACCUGUUGAAGCUGGCACGGGCCGUAGGGGGCCGUGGAGGUGGGGGCCCUGCCUACUGUGCAACCUUCCACCCCUCAGCUGGCUACCCCCACCCAGCUGGGGCUGCACCGGGGCUGGGACCUAUGGUUGGUGCUGGCCCAUACCCACACUCUCAGCAUGCACCAGGGUUGGCACCCCCAGCACCAUGCCCGGCUCGACUCCUGGUAGAUGCUGACUCUGCCUUGCAGCGCUUGUACGGUGGCUACCAGACAGACUGGGUGUGUGGGGGCCAGUGGAACGCUAUGGUGGGCUACUUGGCUGCCCUUUCGCAGGCCUGCCUCUACCAAGGUGGGCUGGAGUUAGCUGUCAUUUUCAAUGGAGGGCUUGGAAAGGAGAGGCUGCCUGAGUGGGGCAGGAAGGCUCAGGCUGAGAGACAGACAGCUCAACUUAUUGCUGGGCACGUGGGCAACAAAGGUACCCCACCACCCCGGGCCUGGUUCCUUCCUCCUGCCUGCUUGGGGCAUUGCGUUCGCCUGGCCAUGAUUCGCUUCCGGGUCAAGGUGUUCCAGAGCCUGGAAGAUCAUCAUCAGGAAGUGGUAACCUUCUUCCGGGAGAACGGCUUCCAUGGGCUGAUUGCCCAUGACUCGGAGUAUGCCCUCUGCAACAUACCCUCAUACUACAGCUCCCAUGCCCUCAAGUUGAGCUGGAACGGCAAGAACCUCACCACCAACCAGUUCCUCAUGCAAGAGGUGGCCAAGCAGCUCGGCCUCAAGCUGAGCAGCUUUCCCGUCUUUGCUGCCUUGCUAGGGAACCACAUCCUUCCGGAUGAGGAUCUGGCUGCCUUCCACUGGAGCCUGCUUGGACCAGACCACCCAUUGGCUUCACUGAAGGUGCGUGCCCAUCAGCUGGUCCUGCCACCCUGUGAUGUGGUCAUCAAGGCUGUGUCUGAGUAUGUCGGCUCCAUCAAAAACCCCUCCAAUCUGGAUGUGAUAGGGAGAGAUGUCUUCAAGCACUCCCAGUCCAGGACCGAAGAUAAAAUAGAACGUUUCAAGAAGGCCGUAGAAUAUUAUUCAGUGGCCACGAAGGCACCCCCUACACCAAUGGGCCAGUCCCCGUAUGUUCUCCCAGCUUUUGGGCCCAGCCACUUUGGAGGGGCAGCACCUAUGAGCCGCAAUCCAAUGGUACCACUCCCUUCUGGGAAGGCCAUGUUCACUCCCCAGAUGGGGCCAAAGAUGCCGUACCAGCCCUCUGCCCCACACAGCGGGGUUGCUGCCGCCUCGUCUUUCCUUCCUGGCCCCGGCUCCAGCUUUCUCUUCUCUCCGCACGGCCUGGCGGAUGCAGCCCCCUUCCACGAGGACCCUGCCUUGAAGGGUGGACACUUCAACAGCUGGCCUGUCUCUUACGACAACUGUCCCGCCAAGUUGCCCAACCACCACCUGAGUUCCAAGCCCUCCCCGUCCUCUGGGCCUGGGUCUUCACCGUCCUCCUCCUCGGAUGGAGAAGAGCACAAUGGAACCAGCUCCAACCACGUCUCCGAAGUAGUGCCUCGCAAGACUGGCUGGGAGGACGAAAAGAUGCUGAGCCAGGGCUGGGGGCAGCACUUGGCUGGGGGUGCUGGCAGCACAGAAAGGAGCCUGAGCGGGCCCGAGGCCCACAUCCCCUCGCUGCUCUCCAUGGCGACCCGCAACCACAUGGACAUCACCACCCCGCCCCUGCCCCCUGUCGCCCCUGAGGUGCUUCGUGUGGCUGAGCACAGGCACCGCCGGGGGCUCAUGUACCCUUUCAUCUACCAUGUCCUUACCAAGGGUGAAAUCAAGAUCCCCAUGUGCAUCGAAGACGAGUGCAACACUGAGCUGCCCCCAGCAGCUGUCCUUUUCCGGGCCGCGCGGCAGUACGUGUACGGCGUCCUCUUCAGCGUGGCUGAGACCCAGCGCCGGAUGGAGCGCCUGGCUCUGCGCAAGCGCAUCCCUGUGGAAACUCAUCCUGUUAUCAUCAAGGAAUGGUCAGCGUACAAGGGGAAAUCCCCCCAGACUCCCGAGCUGGUCUCGGCCUUUGCCUUUCGGGAGUGGACGUGCCCCAACCUCAAGAAGCUGUGGCUGGGGAAAGCGGUGGAAGACAAGAACCGACGCAUGAGAGCCUUCCUGGCCUGUAUGAAAUCGGACACCCCCGGCAUGCUGAACCCGGCCAAUGUCCCCACACACCUGCUGCUGAUGUGCUGUGUGCUACGGUAUAUGAUACAAUGGCCUGGGGGCCGAAUCCUGCACAGACAUGAGUUGGACGCCUUCCUGGCCCAGGCUGUGUCUGCCCAGCUCUAUGAGCCGGAUCAACUUCAAGAACUGAAGAUUGAGAAGCUGGAUCCCAGGGGGGUGCAGCUGGCAGCUCUAUUUAUGAGUGGGGUGGACACAGCCCUCUUCGCCAACGACGCUUGUGGGCAGCCCGUGCCGUGGGAGCACUGCUGCCCAUGGAUCUACUUCGAUGGGAAGCUUUUCCAGAGCAAGCUAAUCAAAGCCACCCGGGAGAAGGCACCUCUCAUAGACCUCUGCGAUGGGCAGACUGAACAGGUGUCCAAAGUGGAGAAGAUGAGGCAGAGCAUCCUGGAAGGCAUCAACCUCAACCGCCAGGCCCCACCGCCUCUGCUCCCUCCGCCACCCUUUGUGUCUUCUAUGGCCCCACCUUUUUACCCAAUGCCUUUCUACCAUCGCACCAUUGGCUCAGUUCAGCCGCCGGGCCCUGGGAGGACCAGAGGCUUCACAGGACUUCAUCCUAUCCCACCCCAAGGAGGCAAAUUAGAGAUUGCUGGGAUGGUGGUGGGCCAGUGGGCCGGCAGCAAACCCUCCCGAGGACAGGGCUCCUUCGGCAUGCAGGUGGUGUCAGUCGGAGGCCCAGGAAAAGGCCGUGGCCGCGACAGCUCUGGAAAAGUCCCCAAAGGAAACAAGAAAGUGAACAAGCAAGGCUCUACCGAUGGAGUGGCAAAGACGCCAGAGUUCAACAACAACAACAACAGCAGUAGCAGCAACAGCAGCGGUGGCAGCAGCCGGCCACAGUCCCAGGUGAACGGGAACGGGGGCACCCCCCCCACAGUGGGCGAGGAUCCGGGGGCUGGAGCCUGCCCCCCAGCCACGUCACCUUGUGCCUUAGCCAGAGACGCGGACUCAUGCAAUAACAAUAGCCCGUUCUUCGGGACGCUGAGUGGGGACCCUGAACCGUGCCCGGAGAACAAGCUUCCCUUCCCAGCUCUGCAGAAAGAGGAGUGAAUAGAGGCCGCGGUGGAUCCGAUGGGCAAUGGGGUGGGGGUGGGCAGAGAAGAGGGGCA
Messenger RNA from Elgaria multicarinata webbii, 3547 nucleotides. It is a transcript of the gene FAM120C, whose product is annotated as family with sequence similarity 120 member C. The transcript is spliced from 16 exons. Gene Ontology annotation, cellular component: nucleus. Lineage: Eukaryota; Metazoa; Chordata; Lepidosauria; Squamata; Anguidae. Bases 192 to 3488 code for a protein of 1098 amino acids. The record is from RefSeq and is a predicted model, not a curated record.